AUGUACUACUGUUGGGGCGACAACUCCUUUGGCCAGCUGGGCAUCGAGGCAGAGCAGAGGGACAAGGCUGGGCUGGUGAGAUGCCGGCCGGGAGCCAGCCUAGGCAGUGAGCGCUUAGUGCAGGCAGCUUGUGGGGAGCAUCACUCGCUGCUGCUGCUGUCCGACGGCACCGUCUGGUCCUGCGGGAGCAACGUCUGUGGGCAGCUGGGCAGGAAGAACAUCCAGAAAUGUACGAGGCCAGCACAAAUACAGGCACUGGAAACUCAGGCAGUUGUUUUGGUCAGCUGUGGAAAAGAGCACUCCUUGGCCGUUUGCAAAACAGGAGAGGUCUUCUCAUGGGGAUCUGAUUCUGAAGGACAGUUGGGCAUUCGUAAACUUAAGAAACAAAGUUUUCUACCAAAGAAAAUUCAGGAUCUUUCCAGUGUCAAAAUAAUACAAGUUUCUUGUGGAUAUUAUCAUUCCAUAGCAUUGGCACAAGAUGGUAAAGUGUUUUCAUGGGGAAAGAACAGUCACGGUCAACUGGGCCUAGGAGAAAAUUUCCCCUCCCAAUCCAGACCACAGUGGGUGAAAUCUCUUAAUGGCAUUCCUCUGGCUCAGGUUUCAGCAGGAGGGGAUCACAGCUUUGCCCUCUCUCUCUCUGGUACAUCAUAUGGCUGGGGAAAGAACAAUGAAGGCCAGCUGGCCCUCAGUGGCAAGAAUGUACCAGAGCAAAUCUAUAAACCUUGUUCUAUUGGUAAACUGAAGAGUCUUCAUGUGACAUACAUCAGCUGUGGGGAUGCACAUACAGCUGUCCUCACCAAGGAUGGUAAAGUGUUCACAUUUGGAAGCAAUAACUCCGGACAACUGGGAUGUAAACAGGUUUCUAAGGAGAAGGGUCCUCAGAUUGUGGAUUCAGCUCAUCUGUUUUCUCAAAUAGCCUGUGGAAGUCGUCACACUCUUGCAUAUGCUUGUACCACUGGCCAAGUGGUAUCUUUUGGUUGUGGAUCUCAAAGUCAACUGAACAGCCUUUUGCAACCAGGCAGCCCGAAACGGAACUUCAAUAUUAGCAACCUGAUUUCCACGAGUGACUUUACAGAUGUUCAAGUGAAAGACAUAUUUGCUGGAGCAGAUGCCAAUUUUGUGACCACUCUCCAGUCAAAGGAUGUUAGUUCUUCAUGUGCCACUGGAAGAAGCCUCCAGCAAAUCAGCCAGAUAAACCAAACCCUGAUUAAUAAAUGGACCACCGUGGAAAAUGGAAGUGAAGAAUAUGAGGAGUCAAAAAGGGAAAUUCAUGAGAUAUUUUCAAAUCUUGCUUGUCUGACUGCCAGUUUUUUGAAGAAAAGAACUGAUGAUGCUAUGCCAAUUGAUGUUGACUUACAAAUGGCAAGAGAUGUCUUUGGGAAAUUAACGCAGAAGGACUGGAUUACAAACAUGAUAACUACAUGUCUCAGAGAUUAUAUGCUCAAAUACCUUCCAUGGGAUUCUCCACAUCAGGAAGCUUUAUCAAUUUUCCUUCUACUCCCAGAAUGUCCUGUAAUGCAUACACUUGAGAACUUGGAGUCUCUAGUGGUCCCAUUUGCAAAAGCUGUUUUUAAAGUGAAUGACCAGUCUUCAGAAGUCCUGGAGAAAUGUUGGGAAUCAUUGGAGGAAUCUUCUUUCAACUCAUUGAUUCAGAUGCUCAAAAAAACCAUCGUCUGUCAGAUGGAUUUUUGGCUUGAUGUAGUUGAGGACAAUGAUAAUAUCAAAGCUCUCCUUGGAAUGCUGAAAAAGCUUCACAGGGUAAAUAAGAAGGCUAAGUAUAAAGUUCCGGAGAGUACAUUCUACAUCAGUGAACUCCACUAUUGGCCUCAUUUUUAUCGAGAUCUAGAAAGAUGGUAUUUUUGGAAAAAGCAUCCUAAGUCUUCAGAUGAAACUAACAUUCCUGUCACAUUUGCGGACUUUCCUUUUGUCUUUGAUCUACCUUCCAAAACUAAAAUGCUGAGUUUAAAUCGGCAGGUUAUAACAAUUAUGACGGAAUCUCAUUCCGUCAUAAAUCGUUUAUAUGGAUUAGCCACAAUGAGUGCGGUUCAUCUCAAUGUCAGACGGAGUCACCUGGUUGAGGAUACCCUUUGUCAAUUAAGCAAAGUUGUGGACAAUGACCUUAAGAAGGAAUUAAAGAUCUCAAUAAUUGGAGAAACUCCUCCUGAAGGUGGAGGAGUCAGGAAAGAAUUUUUCCAUUGUCUGUUUAAGGAGAUGAUCCAACCAGAAUAUGAAAUGUUUAUGUAUUCUGAAAACUCUUCCCUAAUGUGGUUUCCUACCAAUCCUAAAUUCCCCAAGAAAAGUUAUUUUCUCUUUGGAGUACUGUAUGGCCUCUCCAUAGUCAGUUGCAAUGUAGCCAACCUUCCUUUUCCACUAGCUCUCUAUAAGAAACUUUUGGAUCAAAAACCCUCACUGGAAGAUUUGCAAGAGUUGAGUCCUGAAUUGGGCAACAAUUUGAAGUUACUUCUAGAUGAAAAUGCCGAUGAUAUAGAAGAAUUUGACCUACGUUUUUCUAUAUACUGGGACAAAAGAGAUGUUGACCUAAUUCCAAAUGGAAGCUCCAUCCUUGUAGAUAAAACCAACAAGGAAGAUUUUGUUUCCAGAUGUAUUGAUUAUGUCUUUAACACGUCUGUGAAAAAGAUUUAUAAGGCGUUCCAAACGGGAUUUUACAAAGUCUGUAUAAAAGAGAUACUCAGUUUUUUCAAUCCUGAGGAGCUUAAGGCAGCGACAACUGGAAACCUAGAUUAUGACUGGAAAAGUUUUGAAGAGAAUUCACAGUAUUUUGGUGGAUAUGAUGAGUCACAUCCUACCAUUGUGAUGUUUUGGGAUGCUUUCCAUAGAUUGUCUCUGGAAAAGAAGAAAGAAUUCCUCGUGUUUCUUACAGGAAAUGACAGAUUUCAAGCCCACGAAAUAGAGGAUUUGGGAAUAAAUUUUGUAUAUCCUGAACUUUCAAGGGAAGAUGACCCUCCAAAAGCACAAACCUGUUUUCAUCGUCUAUUCCUCCCACCAUAUUCUACGAUGGAAAAAGUGGAAAAAGCCCUUCAAAUAGCCAUCAAUAACAACAGAAGAUUUAUGGGUUAGCCAUCAUUCAAACAUUUGAAAAAAAAAGACAUUGGGACUGAAAAUAUACAGUAAAAUGACCAUGCUGCUAGUUCAAUAUAUGUAUGACUUUUCUAAAAAGUGAAAUCCUAAGAAUGAUGCAAAAGUAUUGUAGCUUGCUGCAUUCUAAUUAUUAGUGAGUCUUUAGCAUUUAAUGCAAUGCUUUUGAUUCAGUAAGUACUUAUCAUGGUACUCAUGGCUGUUGAAUAAAAUGAAUGAAUGAAUAAGAUGAGAUAAGAUGAUAGCAACAUAAAUAAGAACUUAUUCAGGGAAGGACCAGCUCAGCAGAGAAGGCAAAGAGUGGAGCCAGAAGGAGUAUUCAGAAGACAGAGAGGCUGGAUGGAAGAGUGAAAAGUUCUUAGAACCUUGGUUGUGUGAAGGACACAGUACUGGAAGUAAAUUCAUGUAGGGUGGCAAGGAGGUAAUCCUAUUUUUGUUUUGUGCACAAAAUUACCUUUUAGGUGUUAACUUUUUGUUUGCCUUUUAAAUUUGAUUUAAAAACCAUAUCCUCCAUAAGAAAAGUAUAGGAAUUCCUCUUCUGCUCUCCCCCAGAAGUUUCUUCCUAGACUCUUCUCUGCUUUUCCCUGCAUGUCCUUGAGCAGAGCUCAUUUACUAUAUUUGCCAACAUAGUAAUUGCUUCUAAUGACCAUUGUACAAAAUUACUUAUGUUAGUCUCUGUCUUUCUCCAGUCUUUUCAUUAAUAGGAUUCCCUGCUCUGAAAUUGGAUUGGAUAAAACAUAGGCCCACAGACAGGGUUGGUUUUUCUCCCCAAAAAGUUUUCUCUACAAUGUCAAGGCAACUGUAACGUAGCAUAAAGAAUAUGGUGGUUAAGUGUGCUAGGGUCCAGUCUUGGCUUUGUCACCUGGCUUUGUGACCUUUUAGUACCUUUGGGUUGUUUCCUCAUUAUAACUCUACUCAGCUAGGUGGUGCAGAGCAUAGUGCUGGGCCUGGAGUCAGGAAGAUUAUCUUUCUGAGUUCAA
This is a messenger RNA of Trichosurus vulpecula (common brushtail), 4076 nucleotides long. RefSeq names its product HECT and RLD domain containing E3 ubiquitin protein ligase family member 6 (gene HERC6). The transcript has 23 exons. The record is from RefSeq and is a predicted model, not a curated record. Bases 1 to 3078 code for a protein of 1025 amino acids. Gene Ontology annotation, molecular function: ubiquitin-protein transferase activity. Lineage: Eukaryota; Metazoa; Chordata; Mammalia; Diprotodontia; Phalangeridae.